UCCCGCGGCACGCAGGAGAGAUUCCCGCGUGGGCCUGUGCUUCUCGGGCCGCCAUGAGCCUGCCCCUCAACCCCAAGCCUUUCCUCAACGGGCUGACGGGGAAGCCAGUGAUGGUGAAGCUGAAGUGGGGGAUGGAGUACAAGGGCUACCUCGUUUCCGUCGACGGCUACAUGAACAUGCAGCUUGCGAACACAGAAGAGUACAUAGACGGUGCAUUGUCUGGACAUCUGGGUGAAGUCUUGAUAAGGUGCAAUAAUGUUUUGUACAUCAGAGGUGUGGAAGAAGAGGAAGAAGACGGAGAAAUGAGAGAAUAA
Molecule: messenger RNA, 314 nt
Organism: Indicator indicator
Lineage: Eukaryota; Metazoa; Chordata; Aves; Piciformes; Indicatoridae
Gene: SNRPF
Product: small nuclear ribonucleoprotein polypeptide F
Exons: 4
Coding region: 54-314 (86 amino acids)
Biological process (GO): mRNA splicing, via spliceosome; spliceosomal snRNP assembly
Cellular component (GO): catalytic step 2 spliceosome; U1 snRNP
Molecular function (GO): RNA binding
Source: RefSeq, a predicted model, not a curated record